AAGACCGAAAAAUACUCGAACCGGCAUGAAGAAAACCGGGUCUCCGGUUAAUAAAGCCACCGGCAAAUUUAAAAUUCAUCUUUCGUCGUCUUCGUCCCGUACAUUCAUUCGCCGCUGCUCUAAAAUCAACAACGAUGUUCCUUCCCCGCGUGAACGGCACGCGCUUUCGUCCACUCAUAGCUUCUCGUCGUCUCUUCUCCGCCUCCGCCGCUUCUCUCCAGCAAUACUGCACGGAGAAGCCCACGAUCAAACCGUGGCCGCAGAGGCUAUUCCCGAAGCGAUUGGUCUCAAUGAUCACCCAACAGCAGAACAUCGAUCUCGCUCUCCAGAUAUUUCUCUACGCCGGUAAAUCCCAUCCUGGUUUCACUCAUAAUUACGAUACUUACCACUCAAUUCUCUUCAAACUAUCCCGUGCUCGUGCUUUCGAUCCCGUGGAGUCUCUCAUGGCGGAUCUUCGGAAUUCAUACCCGCCGAUUAAAUGCGGCGAGAAUCUUUUCAUCGACUUGCUUCGAAACUACGGUCUCGCUGGUCGAUACGAAUCUUCAAUGAGGAUCUUUCUUCGAAUCCCUGAUUUCGGUGUUAAACGCUCCGUUAGAUCGUUAAACACACUCUUAAACGUUCUAAUCCAGAAUCAGAGAUUCGAUUUGGUUCAUGCCAUGUUUAAGAACAGUAAGGAGUCUUUUGGAAUCACCCCGAACAUCUUCACUUGUAAUCUACUCGUCAAAGCUCUCUGCAAGAAAAAUGAUAUAGAAAGUGCAUAUAAAGUGCUCGACGAAAUUCCUGCAAUGGGUUUGGUGCCAAAUUUGGUGACUUACACUACGAUUUUAGGUGGGUACGUUGCUAGAGGUGAUAUGGAAUCGGCUAAGAGGGUUUUGGAAGAGAUGUUGGAUCGUGGGUGGUAUCCGGAUGCGAUCACUUACACGGUUCUCAUGGAUGGUUACUGUAAGUUAGGGAGAUUCUCUGAGGCAGCUACGGUGAUGGAUGAUAUGGAAAAGAACGAGAUUGAGCCAAAUGAAGUAACUUAUGGAGUUAUGAUCAGAGCUUUAUGCAAGGAGAAGAAAUCCGGGGAAGCACGUAACAUGUUCGAUGAAAUGCUUGACAGAAGUUUUAUGCCAGAUUCUUCUCUUUGUUGUAAAGUUAUUGAUGCGUUGUGUGAAGAUCACAAGGUAGAUGAAGCAUGUGGUCUGUGGAGAAAAAUGUUGAAGAACAAUUGUAUGCCUGAUAAUGCGCUUCUGAGCACUCUCAUCCAUUGGCUUUGCAAAGAAGGGAGAGUUUCAGAAGCGAGGAAAUUGUUCGAUGAGUUUGACAAAGGCUCGAUCCCUAGUCUUUUGACGUACAACACGUUAAUUGCUGGAAUGUGCGAGAAGGGUGAGUUGACAGAGGCGGGUAGAUUAUGGGACGACAUGUUUGAGAGGAAAUGUAAGCCGAAUGCUUUCACAUAUAACGUUUUGAUUGAAGGCUUGUCCAAGAACGGAAAUGUUAAAGAAGGAGUCAGGGUACUUGAAGAGAUGCUGGAGAGUGGUUGCUUUCCCAACAAAACAACGUUCUUGAUAUUGUUCGAGGGGUUGCAGAAGUUAGGAAAAGAAGAGGAUGCGAUUAAGAUUGUUUCAAUGGCUGUUAUGAAUGGGAAAGUUGAUAAAGAGUCUUGGGAACUUUUCUUGAAUAAGUUUGUUGGUGAACUAGAUAAAGGGGUUUUGGCUCUUAAAGAGUUGUUGCAUGAAAUUUCUGUCUCUUGAAGAACCAAGACUAUGAUCAAUACUCAAUGCUCAAAAGGCUUUAUCGAUGUUGAUGUCCUCAAGGGCCAAAGGCUCUUGUGGCAGUUGAAGGGAAGAGAAGCAGCCAGCGAGUCAAGGCCGCUUAAGAUUCAGCAUCCAUGUUCCAGUUCAAGCUAUCGUGCAAUCAAGCAGCUGACAUUGAUGUAUAAAGCGAAUCAAAUCGCAAAUUCACCUAACACCACGAUACUUGCCUUGUGUCCAUCCCUAGUCUAUUUGUUACUGUUUGAUAUCAAUAAUGUUUAUAAUGUUUUUUCUACAAAAUUACAUUAUCAGAUUAUUGUAACUAAUUUAGGAAAAAACAGAUUUUUUUGUUUACUCUAUAUUUUAGAAAACAAAUUUGAAAUUUCAUU
Messenger RNA from Arabidopsis lyrata subsp. lyrata, 2125 nucleotides. Its product is annotated as pentatricopeptide repeat-containing protein At5g16420, mitochondrial. Bases 135 to 1736 code for a protein of 533 amino acids. Gene Ontology annotation, molecular function: protein binding. The transcript is spliced from 2 exons. NCBI's taxonomy places the organism in Eukaryota, Viridiplantae, Streptophyta, Magnoliopsida, Brassicales, Brassicaceae. The record is from RefSeq and is a predicted model, not a curated record.